Molecule: messenger RNA, 2682 nt
Organism: Eublepharis macularius
Lineage: Eukaryota; Metazoa; Chordata; Lepidosauria; Squamata; Eublepharidae
Gene: GRM3
Product: glutamate metabotropic receptor 3
Exons: 6
Coding region: 1-2682 (893 amino acids)
Biological process (GO): G protein-coupled glutamate receptor signaling pathway; regulation of synaptic transmission, glutamatergic
Cellular component (GO): membrane
Molecular function (GO): group II metabotropic glutamate receptor activity
Source: RefSeq, a predicted model, not a curated record
AUGUUUUUACAGAUGGUUCUUAGAGCUGACAAAAGACCGUCACUGAAGAUGUUUGCCAAGCUGCAUGUGGUUGCACUGACCUUGUUUUCCAAAGGAUCCUUCCUUUCACUAGGUGACCACAACUUUGUAAGGAAAGAAAUUAAGAUUGAAGGAGAUCUGGUUUUUGGUGGUUUGUUCCCAAUUAAAGAAAAAGGCACUGGGGCUGAAGAAUGUGGGAGAAUCAAUGAAGACCGAGGAAUCCAGCGCUUGGAAGCCAUGUUAUUUGCUAUUGAUGCCAUCAACAGGGACAGCUAUUUGCUGCCAGGAAUUAAGCUUGGGGUUCACAUUUUGGACACCUGCUCCAGGGACACGUACGCAUUAGAACAGUCACUGGAGUUUGUCAGAGCAUCGUUGACUAAAGUGGACGAAGCAGAGUAUAUGUGCCCCGAUGGGUCAUAUGCAGUUCAAGAAAAUAUUCCAUUACACAUUGCAGGUGUCAUCGGCGGAUCUUACAGCAGCGUCUCCAUACAGGUAGCAAACCUGCUAAGGCUUUUCCAGAUCCCUCAGGUAAGCUAUGCCUCCACCAGUGCCAAGCUGAGUGACAAGUCCCGCUACGACUAUUUUGCACGCACGGUGCCCCCCGACUUCUACCAAGCAAAAGCCAUGGCAGAGAUCCUGAGAUUCUUUAACUGGACCUAUGUGUCAACCGUCGCUUCUGAAGGUGACUAUGGAGAAACGGGGAUCGAGGCAUUUGAACAAGAGGCACGGCUGCACAACAUAUGCAUCGCCACCUCAGAGAAGGUUGGACGCUCCAACAUUCGAAAAUCUUAUGACAGUGUCAUCCAGGAGCUGCUCCAGAAACCCAACGCAAAAGUUGUCGUCCUUUUCAUGCGCAGUGAUGACUCUCGGGAGCUCAUUGCUGCCGCCAACCGAUUCAAUGUGUCCUUUACAUGGGUUGCCAGCGAUGGGUGGGGAGCACAGGAAAGCGUCGUGAAGGGCAAUGAACACGUUGCUUAUGGGGCAAUAACCCUGGAGCUCGCUUCCCAUCCAGUGAAAGAAUUUGACCGAUAUUUCCAAAGCCUCAGUCCAGCCAACAACCAUCGUAAUCCCUGGUUCAAGGAUUUUUGGGAGCAGAAAUUUCAGUGCAGCCUUCAGCACAAAAACCCUCACCAAAAACCAUGUGACAAACACUUCUCUAUUAACAGCGCCAACUAUGAGCAAGAAUCCAAGAUCAUGUUUGUGGUGAACGCAGUAUAUGCGAUGGCCCACGCUGUGCAUAAAAUGCAACGGACUUUGUGUCCUAACACCACCAAGCUCUGUGAUGCGAUGAAGAAUCUGGAUGGCAAGAAGGUCUACAAAGACUACCUGCUGAAAGUCAACUUCACAGCUCCAUAUAGUUCUUCCAAAUCUGCAGACAACGUUGUUAAGUUUGACAUGUAUGGUGACGGGAUGGGCCGAUAUAAUGUCUUCAAUUUCCAACACAAUGGAGGCAAAUACUCCUACCUAAAAGUUGGCCAGUGGGCAGAGACUCUGACGCUCGACGUGGACGCCAUUCACUGGUCGAGGAGCCUCACUCCCACCUCCCAGUGCAGUGACCCCUGCGCACCCAAUGAAAUGAAGAGCAUGCAGCCGGGAGACGUCUGUUGCUGGAUCUGCAUCCCUUGCGAGCCCUUUGAGUACCUGGCGAACGAAUCGGCGUGCGCAGACUGCGGGCCUGGGCGGUGGCCGAGUGCUGAUCUCACCGGCUGUUACGACCUCUCCGAAGAUUACAUCGAGUGGGAAGAUGCCUGGGCAAUCGGGCCGGUGACCAUUGCAUGCCUGGGCUUUGUUUGUACCUUCCUAGUUGUGGGGGUCUUUAUCAAGCAUAACAACACCCCCCUGGUUAAAGCUUCGGGUCGGGAGCUGUGCUACAUCCUCCUCUUUGGAGUCUUCCUUUCCUACAGCAUGACGUUCUUUUUCAUUGCCAAGCCUUCUCCGGCCAUUUGCACCUUGCGCCGCUUGGGCCUGGGUACGUCCUUUGCCAUUUGCUAUGCUCCCCUGCUGACCAAAACAAACUGUAUUGCCAGAAUAUUUAAUGGGGUGAAGAACGGGGCUCAGCGGCCCAAAUUCAUCAGCCCCUGUUCGCAGGUCCUCAUCUGCCUGAGCCUUAUCAUGGUGCAGAUUGUGGUGGUGUCUGUGUGGCUGAUUUUGGAGGCCCCGGGCACCCGGCGGUUCACCCUUCCCGAGAAGCGGCAGACUGUCAUACUGAAGUGCAACGUCAAGGACUCCAGCAUGCUGAUCUCUUUAACAUACGACGUUAUCCUCGUAGUCCUAUGCACAGUGUAUGCCUUCAAAACACGGAAAUGCCCAGAAAACUUCAAUGAAGCCAAAUUUAUUGGUUUUACAAUGUACACAACGUGCAUCAUCUGGCUGGCGUUCCUCCCCAUCUUUUAUGUGACAUCGAGUGACUACAGGGUCCAGACCACAACCAUGUGCAUCUCCGUAAGCCUGAGCGGCUUCGUCGUCUUGGGGUGUUUGUUUGCUCCCAAAGUGCACAUUGUUCUUUUCCAGCCACAGAAGAACGUGGUCACUCACCGGCUGCACCUCAGCCGAUUCGGCAUCAGUGGCUUGGGAAUCACCUGUCCCCAAGCCUCAGCUCAUGUGUACGUGCCCACUGCCUGCAACGGACGGGAAGUCGCGGAUUCCACCUCCUCUUCUCUCUGA